Dissoconium aciculare CBS 342.82 is the source of this 2573-nucleotide messenger RNA. Its product is annotated as hydrolase CocE/NonD family protein. The transcript has a single exon. The record is from RefSeq and is a predicted model, not a curated record. Lineage: Eukaryota; Fungi; Ascomycota; Dothideomycetes; Mycosphaerellales; Dissoconiaceae. Gene Ontology annotation, molecular function: dipeptidyl-peptidase activity. Bases 407 to 2197 code for a protein of 596 amino acids.
CGCGCACCUAUCUGGUAUCACAACGAGGCACUAAAAUUGCCGCGGAGCUUAACUUGCCCGGCAGUGCUCGUCGGCAGUUUGGACUUUGUGGUGAACAUCACCUGGACCACAUUCCUGCGGCGACAUAGUUCCCGCGCGAUCUGGACUAGAAGAGCCCCUGGAGAAUCGGAUCUGCACCUUUCGCAAUGGUCAUAUCCGUGUUCCGAAUGCCGGAAAGAUCGCUGUCAAAUGUAUCCGAGUCGGACCGCUCGCAGACGGACAUCCGUCACACAAGCUGCGAGCGGCACGCAUGUCUAUCGUUCGACUUUGAGAUAAAGAUAACACUCCUCAUUGUUCCUAUAAAUAUUUCCAUGGAGCAAAGCAUGGUGGUCGCACCAAGCUUGCCCACUUCAGACCACGGGAAACCAUGACUUCGUCGACCAAAUUUAUCCAUCGGCUCAACCUAGAGGUCGAGUACCCACAGAUCAAUCCUCUGGCGGAGCAGCAGCCUCCAGCUGCCGACUUGCGCACGCACACCGAGUUUCUCGCCAAAGGAAGUGUCCACCAAGAAGGAGCGUUCGCGUUGCCAUGCGACAUCAUCGUCGACUACGACCAGCCCCUUAUCAUGCGUGAUGGCGUCACGCUCUAUGCUGAUGUCUUCCGGCCCGACACGAAGGAGCAAGUGCCCGCGAUCCUGGUAUAUACGCCUUACUGCAAGAGAGAAGGCUGGUGGAACACGAACGCCCAUCCAGUACGGUUCGGUGUACCUGCCUCCACCUUAUCAGGCCUACAGGCCUUCGAAGCUCCCGAUCCCGGCUGGUGGUGCGGACAAGACUACGCCGUGGUGUAUGUCGACGCUGCGGGGACCUCGCAUUCCGAAGGCGACCAACCCUUCUUGGGCACUGAGCUCGGAGAGCGCGGAUACGACGCAAUUGAAGAGAUUGCCAAGAAGGCUUGGUGCACGGGCGCGAUUGCAAUGGCGGGCAAUUCUCAGCUCGCGAUGGUGCAGUGGACCAUCGCAGCAUUGCGUCCGCCACAUCUCAAGGCGAUAGCGCCCUGGGAGGGUCUGAUCGAUUUGUACCGCGAGUCGUCGGUGCGCGGUGGUAUCCCUGAUGGCGACUUCCAGGAGAAGGCGAUCUCCUGUUUCCUCUUCGGGAAUACCCGCAGCGACAGCCCUGCGCUGAACGCAAAACGCUAUCCUCUCAUGAACGCAUACUGGGAAGACAAGCGUGCUCCUAUCGAGCAGAUUGUAAUACCUGCAUAUUUCGUUGCGAGCUGGACGAGCCCGCUCCAUGCUAAUGGCACGGUGACCGCCUACCGUCGAGUUGCUUCCAAGCAGAAAUGGAUGCGUGUCCACAAUACUCAAGAAUGGGUUGAUAUUGCUGAUCUCGACAAUGCUCGCGAUCUCAAACGCUUUUUCGAUCGUUUCCUAAAGGGGAUCGAGAAUGACUGGGAAGCGACUCCUCCAGUUCGACUGUCUACUCUGAACCCUGGCGGUGUCGACCGUGUCGGUCGGGCCGAGAGUUCCUGGCCGCUCGAGCGACAACACCUUCGCAAAUUUCACCUUGACGCGGCGCAAAAUAAGCUUCUCCCCCAGCCUGCGAAAGAUGCGAGCUCCAUCGCGUACAAUUCGGAGGACUUGAGAGCCAGCAUUCGAUUCGCGAUCGAGGUCGAGCGCGAAAUGGAGAUAACGGGAUACAUCACUCUGCGCAUGUGUGUUGAAGCCGAGAGCGCCAACGAUCUCGACUUGUUCACCGCGCUCUACAAGGAAGACGCCUCAGGAAAGCGACUCCAUCACAUCACUCUCAGCGCCCCCGAUAAGCGUAAAUGGGUCGAAUCGAUGAAAGAAGACGGUAAGCUCCCCGCAACUUUGUCCUACACCGGUCCGACGGGCCGCCUCCGAGUCUCACACCGCGCUCUAGACGAGAUGCUAUCCACUCCCGAUGAGCCCGUGAUGUCGCAUCGCGAGGAGCAACUCGUCGCGCCCGGCCAAAUCGUGCCGGUUGACUUGACGCUGUGGCCAACCUCCAUGGUCGUGAACGCCGGCGAGCGUCUCGUGGUCGAGAUCGGCGGACAUGAAGUUGGUCCGCUAUCACCCAAGGCGGUUCCGCUCCCGGGGUCGUUCCUGUCGUUGGCCACGCGCAAUCGCGGAAUCCAUCGCAUCCAUACUGGCGGCCAGUAUGAGUCUUGGCUAAAGCUCCCCAUUAUUCCGAAUUGACCUUUGUUCACGUCAAGUAGGAAAUUAUGUUGGUCGUGGCCAGGAACUCAUGGAUAUUCAUUCGAAAGCGAGAGAGUUGCUGAGCGAUAUCGUAAUCACAAUGUGUUCGGAAGUUAUAUAUAAGUGUUGUGUCGGAGUUGUGCGAUGGGGCACUUGGUGUCUUGCUACCGUACGUGCUCAUUGGAUUGUACAGGAUGCUUAUCUUCGUUCAAAAGCUGCAGCUCUCAGCGUGGAAAGUUUAAACGACCGAUCCAGAAUCCUUUGAAAACCAGAUGGAGACACCAGCGUCAGAAACACGGCUUCAGAAUGUGACAUUUGAUUUGAACCUUAGCUAUGCCUAUCCUACCACAUCUUCCGCAUACAACAGCCAAUCCCU